AAAGAUGAUGACAUUGAAGAGGGGGAUCUUCCCGAGCACAAGAGGCCUCCAGCACCAAUAGAUUUCUCAAAAAUUGAUCCAGGCAAGCCUGAAAGUAUCCUGAAGCUGACGAAAAAGGGGAAGACUUUGAUGAUGUUUGUCACGGUGUCAGGAAAUCCCACAGAAAAGGAGACAGAAGAAAUUACUAGCUUGUGGCAGGGCAGUCUCUUCAAUGCGAACUAUGAUGUGCAAAGGUUUAUUGUUGGCUCAAAUCGUGCCAUCUUUAUGCUACGUGAUGGCGGUUAUGCCUGGGAGAUCAAAGACUUUCUGAUAAAUCAAGACAGGUGUGCAGAUGUUACUCUGGAAGGCCAGGUUUAUCCUGGCAAAGGAGCAGAAGAAAAUGAGAAAGUGAAAAACAAAACAAAACCUGAAAAAGCAAAGAAGAAAAAAGACACGGACAAGAAAUCUAACAGCAUCAAAGAGGACAACCGAGCAACCAAACAGAGAGAGGAGCUAUGACUCCGGUAACCAGACUGAGUGCUGCCCUGCUGUUCUUGAAGGGAAACUAAAUAUCCACGAUUCCUGGCUUUACUUGGGGGCAAGGGGGGAAGCAGAGAUUACUGAAGUUAAGACUCCUGCGUUGAAAUUCACUAGUUUACUUAUUAAUGUUGGCCAUUUGUUUAGUUACAG
Messenger RNA from Tauraco erythrolophus (red-crested turaco), 669 nucleotides. Lineage: Eukaryota; Metazoa; Chordata; Aves; Musophagiformes; Musophagidae. The record is from RefSeq and is a predicted model, not a curated record.